CUCUAUUGUAUAGUUAGUUUAUUUGAUGCUGUCAAGAGGAAUUUUGUUUUUCAAAUUGGUAAUUGUAUACCUCAGACAGAAGUGGAGCUUCAGCUAGAAAAAGUUGUUGGUCAUAAGAUCACUAAACAUAAAAUAUUUGAUGCUGUGCAAACACUUGGUAAAAUUGAAAAGAAGACAAUCCGUGUUGGUGACCAAAAGGAUGGAUGUGACAAUAGAAAAAGAUUGUAUCCUAGCUAUAAUAUAAUACAUUUGUUGAACUGUAAUAUUACGUCACACACUUGCACUUUCUUAAUUUACUUUAUUAAAUUAACUUCUUUUAAAUUAAUUAAUUAAUUAGUCAUAGUUAAUAUAGUGUACAACUUUCUGCUGAUUUCCUUAACAACCUAAUAUAGAACUGUCUUGGUGAACAUCUCAAGAAUAUCAAAACAAUCUGCUUCUCAUAUAUGGCAUAAUAUUUAUGGCUCUCUUGCACUAAUUCAACCAAAUUUGGGUGAUGACAUAGUAACAGCUAUUCAACAAACUGUUUUGGAAAAUGUUACACCACUCAUUGAAGAAAAUUUUGAUUUAAAGCAACAAUUAAUGUUUUCUGCCAAAGAGGAUUCAGCAACAAACAUGAAAAAUGGAAAAGCAAAGUCCAUUAAACGAAAUUUAUUUUCUGAUAGUGAUAAAACACAUGAUACUGAUGACCACUGUGACUCAACUGCCAAUAGCAAAGAGCAUAAGCCGCCGUCCCACAAUGAUCAGGACCAAUUAAAAUUUGAUAAGCAAGCCCUGGAAGUAGAACUUCUGGAAUUUCAGAAGAUAUGUCAAUUUACAGUCGUGGAUAUGACAGAAAGUGAAGAUUUAAACUUUAUAUUCGGAGAAGGAACGUUUGACCAAAUACCUAUUAAAGUACGUGAAUAUUGUCCACUACUGACUGAGAUUGUGGAGACCCUUGCAGCCGGUAAAUGGUCAAAGUACAAUAAGUGUAAGAAGACUGUCUCGUACAAAUUCAAAGCUGCCCUUCAAAUGGUCCUUGCAUUGGAUGACAUUAAAAGCCAAAGAACAACCACUGCCUUUUCAACACUGUUUGGACUACUGCUGAUUUCAUAUGGUGCUGGAAAAGUUGUACUGCAGACUUUAGAACCUUUUGGUCUGUGCAAAAGUUAUGAUUUCUAG
Paramuricea clavata is the source of this 1158-nucleotide messenger RNA. NCBI's taxonomy places the organism in Eukaryota, Metazoa, Cnidaria, Anthozoa, Malacalcyonacea, Plexauridae. The record is from the annotation of a GenBank genome assembly.